Messenger RNA from Tachysurus vachellii, 1901 nucleotides. RefSeq lists its product as uncharacterized. The coding region runs from base 146 to 1711 and encodes 521 amino acids. The record is from RefSeq and is a predicted model, not a curated record. The transcript has 13 exons. NCBI's taxonomy places the organism in Eukaryota, Metazoa, Chordata, Actinopteri, Siluriformes, Bagridae. Gene Ontology annotation, molecular function: protein binding.
UCUAUGUUGACUUCCGUUUUGUCGUUCCACGUUUACAAUUGAGUCCCUCCACAAGGAAAUAGAAAUAUCACUCCACAUGUACAUCCAGUAAAACACUGACUUCUCAUCUGAGGUUUAAAAGGACCGAAGUGUCGGAGGUGUCUAAAUGGGGGAAGUCAGGAAGCUGCAGAAGAAGUUGAGGCAGAUUGAGAACCUGGAGCUGAAAGUUUCUCUCACUUCAGAGGAAGCAGUGAAGGUCUCAAAGAAGGCGGAGCUUCGCAGCAGAUUGGCUGAGCUCCUGCUGCAACUUUCUGGCCUGCAGCAAACCCAAUAUAUUGCGGACGAAAAGGGGGAUAAAAUGAAAAGACAAGUAGAGAGCGGAACCAAGCAUCACGCUGAUCACACUCCGGCGGUGAAGCUAGCACGUGAAGACCACCAGGAGACAGAGGAUAAGACGAAAAGUGGAGCUGAGCGGGAGAUAAAAGAGAGAGAGGGUGGAGGACAAAGGCAGAAGCUUCCAGACCCAGAUGCUGAAUUUUCAUCUCUUAAAGCAUUGUGGGAAAAGGCCAAGUUUCGCCUCAGGACUCUAAAAGGUCACAGUGACAUCAUCACUUGCGUAGCUGCCGUGGACAACCUCGUGAUUUCUGGAAGUCGUGAUACCACGGUGAAGGUGUGGCACGUUCCCACGGCAACAGAGCAGCGCAAUCUCGGAGGUCACAGCGGUGGCGUCACAUGUCUUAGUACACCACCUGCAGAAUACUGCAGGAAAUUAGCAUCUGCUCUGCAUCUGUCUGAGAAGGAAAGGUUUAUCCUAAGUGGCUCCACCGACUGCUGCGUACGGAUAUGGACUCUGAGCUCUGGCCAGUGUGUGAAAUCAAUCUACACUUACAAUGCUGUCACAAGCCUGUGCUUUAUAGCGGAGUGGGAGGGCUACAUUGUGACAGGCUCAGAUGCUGGGAAGCUGCAGGUGUGGGACUGGAUCUCUCAGGAGAACCGUCAAUCAGUCAAAGUGCACCUGGAUGCUGUCACGACACUACAGUCUCAGGGUCCUCUGGUGUUCAGUGGCUCGACCGACGGGAGCGUGUGUGUAUGGGAGGUGUGUGAUGGGGCAGCAAAACCCCUAAAACAGAUCCAGGACUGGGGGUCAGAGGUGACUGGCUGCAGAAGGAUUGAUGAUGUUACUGGGAGGCUGAGACUGAGUGCCCGAGGCGACCACACCUUCCUGGCCAAUGGAAGAUCCACUAUCCGUGUGUUAAAUUGGAGAACAGGCACAAUGAGGCGACUGACCAAUCACAGCAGUACCGCUGGUGUCACGGAUUGUGUCAAUCAAAUACCAGGGCUUCUAGUUGCCUCCUGCUUUGACCUCACCAGCGGAGGGAAUACGCUAAACUUGUUUUCUCUUCCUGAAUGUAGGUACCUCGUCUCACUCAGCAGCUCAGAUUUACCACGGAUCCUGUGUUUUGCAGCGUGGCUCACACCAAGCGGGGGUCAUCGCUGGGUUACCGGCGGCCGUGACCUCACAGUUUGGGAACAGCUUCCAGGAAAUGGGAAAAAAAGAGGUGACGUGAACGCGAGGCGAGACAGCCGAUUAGACAGUUCGCUUGCAGAGUCGGACGAAGACUCUCAGGAGGAGAGUGAGGCAGAUAAUGAUGAAGACGAUGAAGAAGACUCCACGGCCGACGAUGCAGAAGAGGUGUCCGGAUCGUCGUGGUUACGCUGCGUCUUGCAGUGAGAUAGAAAGAAAUAUAAUAGAGAGAGAGAGAGAGAGAUAGAGACCAAGAAAGGAGGAGCUUGAACGUGAGGUGUGAAGUUUAGCAGAUUGCGUGAGUGGCAUCAGGGCAGUGAGCGCGGGUGGACAACAGAUUGUUCUUCAUGUAAAUGUUGCAUCAUGGAGUCAAUAAACGUGCCAUGCUAUGACAGUG